GGCGGCCAUGGCGGCGGCGGGGGGAGCGCGGCCCGGGGUGGUGCUGGGGGCCAUGGAGAUGGGACGGCGGGUCGGGCCCGAGGCCAGCGCCGGGCUGCUCCGCGCCUUCCUCCAGCGCGGCUACCGCCUCCUCGACACCGCUUAUAUGUACGCGGGAGGAGAGUCCGAACGCAUCCUGGGCACGCUACUGGCCGGCGCCGCCGGGCCCGUGGAAGUUGCCACCAAGGCCAACCCCUGGGAUGGGAAGACACUGAAGCCCGAGAGCGUGCGGUCGCAGCUGGACACGUCCCUGGAGAGGCUGAAGAGGACGAGCGUGGAGCUCUUCUACCUCCACGCUCCUGACCACGGGACCCCGGUGGAGGAGACCCUGCGUGCCUGCAAUGAGCUGCACAAAGAAGGAAAGUUUAAAGAACUCGGUCUAUCAAACUACGCCGCUUGGGAGGUGGCAGAAAUCUGCACCAUCUGCAAAUACAACAACUGGGUGAUGCCAACAGUGUACCAGGGUAUGUACAACGCGACCACUCGCCAGGUGGAAACCGAGCUGUUCCCCUGCCUGAGGUACUACGGGCUGCGCUUCUACGCCUACAACCCCCUGGCAGGAGGGCUGCUGACUGGCAAGUACAAGUACGAGGACAAAGACACACGCCAGCCCACCGGAAGGUUUUUUGGCAAUGACUGGGCUCAAGCCUACAGGGACAGGUACUGGAAAAAGCACAAUUUUGAAGGAAUCGCCAUAGUAGAAAAAGCUCUGAAAGAUGCUUAUGGUUCCAACGCCCCGAGCCUGACCUCUGCUGCCUUGCGCUGGCUGUACAAUCACUCCAAGCUGCAGGGUUCUCUUGGAGACAUGGUGAUCAUCGGGAUGUCCAGUUUGGAGCAGCUGGAGCAGAACCUUGACUACAGCCAAGAGGGUCCCCUGCUCCCGCCCGUCGUGGAGGCGUUCGAUCAGGCCUGGAACCUGAGUGCGCACGACUGCCCCAACUAUUUCCGCUAGACACCAGGGUAGGGACGAGAAAGCGGGUGUUGAGGGGGUGGAUAAUGGAGCACAAACCUCUCGAAGCUUGGGAGAAGCACUUCCCCACCCUGCCCCUUCGAUCGACGUGUAAAUGGGUUGAGAUUUUCCCCCUGAAUUAAUGAAGCUUUGUAGGAUCCGCUACCGCUGUCAGCGCUUGGCGCGUUGGGCGAUGCCUUAUUCUUCCUCCCCUCGUGGACCUCCGGCUCCAAAGAGCAAACACUACCAUUUCCAGGUGCAAUUAAUUGGGAAAAUGGACACAUAACUGGAUGAAGGCCCCAGUUCUGCUUUAAUACAAAAUCUUAAAUAAUUACGUACAAGAAUAAAACCCUUUUCUAACACAGA
Calidris pugnax (ruff) is the source of this 1354-nucleotide messenger RNA. RefSeq names its product aldo-keto reductase family 7, member A2 (gene AKR7A2). Gene Ontology annotation, molecular function: oxidoreductase activity. The record is from RefSeq and is a predicted model, not a curated record. Bases 8 to 991 code for a protein of 327 amino acids. Lineage: Eukaryota; Metazoa; Chordata; Aves; Charadriiformes; Scolopacidae. The transcript has 8 exons.